Molecule: messenger RNA, 1418 nt
Organism: Sciurus carolinensis (gray squirrel)
Lineage: Eukaryota; Metazoa; Chordata; Mammalia; Rodentia; Sciuridae
Gene: Coq3
Product: coenzyme Q3, methyltransferase
Exons: 7
Coding region: 51-1127 (358 amino acids)
Biological process (GO): ubiquinone biosynthetic process
Molecular function (GO): 2-methoxy-6-polyprenyl-1,4-benzoquinol methyltransferase activity
Source: RefSeq, a predicted model, not a curated record
GGGGAUCUUUCUCGAGAGGAACCGGAAAAGGAGAGGGACCCUUCGUCACUAUGUGGGGAGGCCGGAAGCUGAGCUCCUCCGGGGGUCGCUUUUUAAGAGUGUUUGGGUCUGGGUGCAGGGGUACGCAGUCAGAUCGUCUUCGCCUAAUUUCGUGGGCGGUUUAUUCAGAGACUCAACCCAGUUGGACUCUACAAAUUAAACCAUGGGUUUUCAAUGAAUACAAAACCAUGUGGUUCAAAUCCUAUAGGAUGACCUUUUCCUGUUUGAAUAGAAUAAACAGUUACAGGUACCCUUGGACAAGACUGUAUAGUACUUCACAAUCCACAGUUGACAGCAGUGAGGUAAAAACCUUCCUGGCCCUGGCUCACAAGUGGUGGGAUGAACAAGGAGUAUAUGCCCCUCUUCAUUCUAUGAAUGACCUGAGGGUGCCAUUUAUUAGAGACAAUCUUUUGAAAACAGUUGCUAAUCAUCAGCUAGGAAAACCUUUGUUUGGGAUGAAGAUUCUUGAUGUUGGCUGUGGUGGUGGAUUAUUAACUGAACCUCUAGGGCGGCUAGGUGCUUCAGUUGUUGGAAUCGAUCCUGUAGAUGAAAAUAUUAAAACAGCACAACACCAUAAAUCAUUUGAUCCAGUCCUGGAUAAGAGGAUAGAGUACAGAGUGUGUUCCCUGGAAGAGAUUGUGGAAGAAAUGGAAGAAACUUUUGAUGCCGUUAUAGCUUCUGAAGUUAUAGAACAUGUGAUUGAUCUAGAAACAUUUAUACAGUGCUGCUGUCAAGUGUUAAAAACUGGUGGUUCUUUAUUCAUUACUACAAUCAACAAAACACAGCUGUCCUAUGCUUUGGGAAUUGUCUUUUCAGAGCAAAUUGCAGGUAUUGUACCAAAGGGUACUCAUAUGUGGGAGAAGUUCGUUUCACCUGAAAAGCUAGAGAGUAUUCUGGAAUCAAAUGGUCUAUCAGUUCAAACUGUGGCAGGAAUGUUCUAUAACCCCUUCUCAGGUUACUGGCAUUGGAGCAAAAAUACCAGCCUUAACUAUGCAGCUCAUGCUGUGAAAUCCAUGACACAGGAACACACAGUGCCUGCUGCUAAUGCUGCCACCAGCCCAGGUGUGCAUGAAGAGCUGAAGAAAUGAAUUGUUUCUGAGGACUGUAGUUUUUAUGGCUUGAAAGUCUAAUGUUUACAAAUGCAAAAAAUAUACAAUUUAUCUUCUGAGAAAGAAUCAUGAAGAAGAGGUCAAUAAAAGAGCUAAAUCCUUUGAUAAAUGUUUUAUAUCAUCUCAUAGCUACUUUCAAGGGAUUCUAUAGAUAAAAAAGUUUUAUCAAGAUACUGUGUGAUCUAAGAGUUUUUAAGUUCCUCAGCUUUUGUUAUAUAAAUUGGAUAUACAUAUUUCAUUUCAUCUUACAGAAUACAUCCUCCCAUGUAC